Molecule: messenger RNA, 2209 nt
Organism: Cladophialophora immunda
Lineage: Eukaryota; Fungi; Ascomycota; Eurotiomycetes; Chaetothyriales; Herpotrichiellaceae
Exons: 1
Coding region: 116-2209 (697 amino acids)
Biological process (GO): protection from non-homologous end joining at telomere; double-strand break repair via nonhomologous end joining; interstrand cross-link repair
Molecular function (GO): damaged DNA binding; 5'-3' DNA exonuclease activity
Source: RefSeq, a predicted model, not a curated record
CUGGGACCUUGCCAGAGCCUGUGGGGUAACAAGAGCCAGAUCUUACAGCCUUGCAGUCGACGUGUUGGACGCAAAGCUCGCCCGGGUGGUAGUAUUCUAGGUGCCACUGGCCAUCAUGUCGACCUUCAAUGGCCUCGUCAAGGAAUUUCCGAGUAUUAGGAUCGACUACUUCAGGCAUCAUCCGGGAAGGCCGCCGCCUGCUGCGUAUUUUCUCAGCCAUGUCCAUAGCGAUCACUUACUUGGGUUGGAGUCGGUCAAAAUGCCUUUUGUAUAUUGCUCGGCUACAACCAAGCGUAUCCUGCUUAAUAUGGAAAAAUAUCCCCAUCGCAUCAACUUUGCAAAAGGCAUCCUUGAAGCCCGCAAACAACACUAUCGGCACCUGAAGACAGUCCUCAGACCGCUGCCGAUGAACACGGCCACGGCACUCGAGCUUGGCCCAAAACUUACCAUUCGGGUGACGUUGCUGGAUGCGAACCAUUGUCCUGGCGCCGUCAUGUUCUUGAUUGAAGAUGAUGGCAAAGCCAUUCUUUACACUGGAGAUAUUAGGGCUGAAUUGUGGUGGGUGAACUCGAUUGUGCAAAACCCCGUCUUACUACCCUAUGCUUGCGGCUUGAGGUAUCUUGACUGUCUCUAUCUCGAUACCACGUUUGCCAUUCGUGACGAGCCAUAUAGCGAGUUCCCGACAAAAGCUGAAGGGUUGAAAGAGCUUCUUGAGAAAGUGGUGCAAUGUCCCCCAGACACGAUAUUCUACUUUAGAGCGUGGACUCUGGGCUACGAAAAUGUUUGGGUCGCUCUAUCCAACAUUCUGCAAUCCCGUGUCCAUGUAGAUGAAUAUCAGCUCCGGAUAUUUGCCAAUGGAGUCGAUACCGGCAGUAACGACUACGGGGCGCUGACGGGCUUCGCCGUUGGCAACACUCAUCUUCCAGGUUGUCUCAGUCUGGAUACCGCUGCAAGGAUUCAUAGCUGUGAACCUGGGUUGAAGUGUCACUCUGAAAUCAAACAGAUGAAGAACAUCAGGUGGAUAACUCCUAUCAUUUCGAGACUCAAAGAUGGAACCGAGAUCAGGGAGCUUGGGGCCGGCGGAGGCGCAAGAGACCUCUAUCCCACGUCUGAAUUGAAGGUGGAGGAUCACGCAUCUGUCCAGCAGCUUAUGAACCUCUUUGCAUCUUCUAUGGACGACACCGCAUCGGUAUCGAACGUGUUUCGACCGCUUGGCCAUUUCGGGGCGAGAGGAGAUUUGUGCCUUGCCAUGGAAGCACCAGACGAAUUGGGACUUGACCAGAAUGGCCAUAUACAACUGAAGGAUUUGGUGCCCUUCCUUGCGAAGAGAUACGGGAAGACAGAUGCUUCACGUCCAGGGCAGAGGCAUUCUGAUCAAGAGUCAAGACCUCAGACCGGCAACGAUACCAUACACUUUCCUUAUUCUCGCCACUCCUCAUAUAACGAGCUCCGUGAUUUUGUUGAGCGGUUCCGACCUAGGGAUAUCUGCCCCUGCACAGUCUGCCCGGAGACUUGGACCGAGGAACUUAGCAUGCAGGCACUUUUCGGAGACCUUUGUUCAGAGCAAACAUUCUACUUUGACCAAGAGACGCGGGAAGUAGUUGAAAAAUUGAGGGAAGGGGAGGGGCUUAGGAGUGCCAGUGGUAAAAGGAAACGAGGAGAUGAUGAUACUCAGAAGACGGAAUCCCAGGAGACCAACCACGACGAUCUUAUGAGUGGGGAAGAGGAAAUGGAGAUCCUGAGAUCUUCCAAGAAGCGUGCUGAGUUCGGAGAUGCAGAGGCAGAUCCACAGAGGCGCAACCAAAAGGCGUGUAGCCUAGGCCCCAACGGUGUCUCUCAAGCCUAUCCAGCAUUCCACCGACGCCGGGGGAGCGAUGACUGGGACCUAUUCGAGGACGACACUAGUGAUAACCCAUUCUUUCCUUCGGUCUUCGACAGUCAACCAGGAGACCUACUUGCCUCGUCUGAUGAAGACGUCGAAGAGCGGCCGUCGCGGCUCUCAGCGGCUCAGCCAGAAUGUCAAGGCUCACGUAGGGCAGAAAGCCAGCCCCUCGAGGCAAAAGAAAGGCUGAUCCGGAGGCAAGAGAGGAUCUGGGCAUACAAGGCUGCAACACGGUGUCUGGCACACAAUGAUAGCUCGGACUGGGAUGCAAUACCACUAAGAAGCGUGGGCCACAUUGGACAUGACGUUGAGGAGGAUGAGCUGUAA